GUGAAUUUAUAGAUGCGCAGGGAUCUCACACAGAGGUUCCGUAAAGCGGCUUCCGGUCUCUCCGGUCCUUUCCCUCUGCUAAAAGGUUCAUCAUGUCGGCCCAUCUGCAGUGGAUGGUCAUCAGGAACUGCUCCAGCUUCCUCCUCAAGAGGAACGGACAGACCUACAGCACUGAGCCCAACAACCUGAAAUCCAGGAACUCUUUCCGUUUCAAUGGUUUGGUGCACAAGAAGACUGUAGGAGUGCAGCCAGCUGCAGAUGGCAAAGGUGUUGUCGUCGUGCUCAAGAAGCGUAGAGGCCAGCACAAGCCUGCUGGUUCUUAUGAGAAGAUCACCAUCAAUAAGAACUCCCGUGCCACUCUCAACAGCCUGAGGCACAUUAUUCGCAAGAACAACUACAGGAGGGACCUGCGCAUGGCCGCCCUGCGUCGUGCCAGUGCCAUUCUGAAAAGCCAGAAGCCCGUUGUGGUCAAGAAGAAGCGUACCAGGGCUGCAAAGACAGCAUAAACUGAUACACAUGAUAAAUCAAUAAAUGUUUUUGUUGAGAAAAAAACA
This is a messenger RNA of Solea solea (common sole), 554 nucleotides long. RefSeq names its product ribosomal protein L28 (gene rpl28). The coding region runs from base 93 to 506 and encodes 137 amino acids. Gene Ontology annotation, biological process: translation. Gene Ontology annotation, cellular component: ribosome; cytosolic large ribosomal subunit. The transcript has 5 exons. The record is from RefSeq and is a predicted model, not a curated record. Gene Ontology annotation, molecular function: structural constituent of ribosome. NCBI's taxonomy places the organism in Eukaryota, Metazoa, Chordata, Actinopteri, Pleuronectiformes, Soleidae.